CUCUCUUUUUCUCUGUUUGACAGUAAUUACUCCUUACAGGCUCUUCCAAGACAGCUGUCCACUAAUGCCGGGCUGCCGUCGCCUCUGCAGGUGGCUGCUCUAGUUGUAUGCAUGUAUUCGGCCUCGACCACUAGCCAGUCCGUUCAUGCAGCCACAGUUGACAAGUCAGCGCGCAACGAGUGUAGCAGGACGCUUAUAUCCCAAAGAAUAUACUACGUCUAUAGAUUUAUACGGUGUACUCAAAUCAUAAUACGUUUCUAGGCAUAACAUGCACUUCAUGGAGAUUGUUUACUGUAACAUAGGUAAGGAGGAUAUCACGACUGGCUGUAACAAAGGAAAAAGAAUCAUCUCGUAAUGUAAGAAGUAGGUAGUAAUGGCUUCUCAUUCCCCUAGAAUCAUUAUAGAAAUUAUAAAGCUGCAAAAUCCCAAGUGCAGUCCGAUGAAAUAGCAAACUAUGCGACAUGUCUGCAGGACAGCUGCUGCCGUGGCCGUCGCUAAAAGUCAUAUGCAAUGUGCUCCGCGGAGCCGUGGCUGGGCUAGUACAACACCCUUCUCGUGAAGCAACAGGCCACAUUCAUGUAGUACAAAAGACAAGAUCACACUCUGCCUGCCUGUUGCACGCCGCUUGCUCCUUGAAUCUUACUCUACAGCUUGCUCGUAGUUACGCAGAGCUCCAAAGACGCCUCCCUGUAGUAUUAGUAUUGAG
Molecule: messenger RNA, 706 nt
Organism: Trichoderma atroviride IMI 206040
Lineage: Eukaryota; Fungi; Ascomycota; Sordariomycetes; Hypocreales; Hypocreaceae
Source: RefSeq, a predicted model, not a curated record